UCUAGUGGUAGAAUAGUACCCUGCCACGGUACAGACCCGGGUUCGAUUCCCGGCUGGUGCAUAUGUGAAGCCGUGAUGAUAGUUGCGCUUUCGUGAUGGUAGGGUCCGUCACAAUCGCCUGAUCACCAGACGAGACAGCAGCGCUUCUGAGCUUCAUCACCUCUUUUCUUUUCCCUCCAAGUUUUUGAUUUUUGAUGUUAACUUGAGAAUUGAAAUGCAAUGCAAAGCAGUGCAAUGCUUAUGCCAAUUUCAAGGACCCAUUUUGUCAGAACACUCAAAAUCUUCUGCAAAUAUUACUCUUCAAUCCUUAACAAAAAUGCGAUCUCCACCAUGGCUUCUUCUACAUCGCUUUCCUACACUUCCCGUGACCUUGACCCACCCUUCUUUAUUGGAGAAACCUGCAAAUCCAUGGACCAACUCAAACAAAUCCACUGCCGAACCAUCAAAAUAGGCCUAACAAAACAACCCAUUUUCCUAAACAAAAUUAUUUCCUUUUGUUGCAUCAAUGAAUCAGGUGACAUGGAUCAUGCACUUAAACUGUUCAAUCAAAUUCCUGAACCAAAAAGUGUCUUCCAUUGGAACACAAUGAUCAAAGGUUAUUCUAGGAUAGAUCGUCCAAAACAUGGGAUUUCAAUGUAUUUAGACAUGUUAAAACGGAAUGUUAAGCCUGAUAAUUUCACUUUUCCUUUCCUGUUAAAGGGUUUUAACAGAAAUGUUGGGUUUUCAUGUGGGAAAGAGUUGCAUGGUCAUGUGGUGAAAUUUGGGUUUGCUUCUAAUGCUUUUGUGCAGAAUGCUUUGAUCCAUAUGUACUCUUUGUGUGGACAAAUGGAAAUAGCACGUGCGGUUUUUGAUAUUAGUUGUAAAAUGGAUGUGAUUACUUGGAAUGUGAUUUUAACUGGAUAUAACAGAGUGAAGCAAUACGAUGAAACUAGUAAGCUUUUUCGCGAGAUGGAGAAGAAUGGACUGAUACCAACUUCGGUUACUUUGGUUUCUUUGCUAUCAGCUUGCUCUAAAUUACGAGAUUUGGAGAUAGGUAAGCGGGUUCAUAAGCAUAUCAAGAAAUGUGAGAUAGAGCCUAAUUUGAUUCUGGAAAAUGCUUUGAUGGAUUUGUAUGCAGCUUGUGGAGAAAUGGAUGUAGCAGUUGGGAUUUUCGAUGGGAUGAAAACGAGGGAUGUGAUUUCAUGGACUACUAUAGUUUCAGGAUUUGUAAAUAAGGGAGAGAUUGAAUUGGCUAGAAAUUAUUUUGAUCAGAUGCCGGAAAGAGAUAAUGUUUCAUGGACUGCAAUGAUUGAUGGGUACAUCAGAGUGAACUGUUUUAAAGAGGCUUUGGUAUUGUUCCGCCAGAUGCAAGCUUCGAAUAUAAGACCGGAUGAGUUCACCGUGGUGAGUAUUCUUACAGCUUGUGCUCAUUUGGGGGCAUUACAAAUAGGAGAAUGGAUAAAGGCUUAUAUUGACAGAAACAAAGUCAAGAAUGAUGUCUUUGUUGGAAAUGCUUUGAUUGACAUGUACUUCAAAUGUGGAAGUGUUGCAAAAGCUCAAAGAGUAUUUUCUGAAAUGCCUCGGAGGGACAAAUUUACAUGGACAGCCAUGAUUGUUGGUCUUGCUAUUAAUGGGCACGGUGAAGAAGCUCUAGGUAUGUUCUCUGAAAUGCUAAGAGCUUCAAUAAAACCAGAUGAGAUAACUUACAUUGGCGUUCUUUGUGCCUGUACUCAUGCUGGCAUGGUAGAUGAAGGAAGAAAGUGUUUUGCUAGCAUGACGACAGAACAUGGGGUUGAACCCAAUGUAGCACACUAUGGGUGUAUUGUUGAUCUUCUAGGCCGAGCUGGACAUCUGCAAGAAGCUUGUGAUGUUAUAAAGAAUAUGCCAAUGAAACCAAAUUCAAUUGUUUGGGGAGCUCUUCUUGGUGGUUGUAGAGUUCAUAAAGACGUAGAAAUUGCUGAAAUGGCAGCCAAACAGAUACUUGAGUUAGACCCUGAAAAUGGGGCUGUUUAUGUUCUGCUGUGUAAUAUAUAUGCAUCUUGCAAAAGAUGGGAUAGUCUGCAUGAACUUAGAGAAUCAAUGAUGGAUAGAGGAAUCAAGAAGACCCCAGGCUGCAGUUUGAUAGAGAUGAAUGGAGUAGUUCAUGAAUUUGUUGCCGGCGACCGGUCACAUCCUCAAUCUAAAGAAAUAUACUUGAAGUUAGAUAAUAUGACAAGUGACUUAAAACUUGCAGGGUAUUCUCCUGAUACUUCUGAGGUGUUCCUUGAUAUAGCGGAGGAGGAUAAAGAAAGCACAUUGUACUGGCACAGUGAGAAGUUGGCUUUGGCUUUUGGGAUGAUUAGCUCUGGACCAGGGGUUACAAUAAGGAUUGUGAAGAACCUUAGAAUGUGUGUAGAUUGUCACCGUGUGGCAAAACUAGUGUCAACGCUGUAUGAUAGAGAAGUGAUAGUUAGAGAUCGAACGCGAUUCCAUCAUUUCAGGCUUGGCUUAUGUUCAUGUAAAGAUUAUUGGUGAGAAUUCAAUAGUACAUAACUAACAAUUCUUUUCCUGAGGUGUAUUUGAUGCCAAUGAAUAAUACAGAUUAGGGCUUCCCUUCCCCAAGUGCAGGCUAGUCCAGUCAAUUUCAGAGACUUUGUUCUACAAUUAUCUUGUACUUUUGCUAUAUAUUGCAAAUAGAUUAUUAGGGACUCGCAGUAUUUUGCAUCAGGUCUGUAGUUAUUUUGAAAAUCUUUUCCGUCAGUGUUCUUGACAAGUGUGCUGCGAGUGCCUGUAUAGUAGUAUAACCAGAAGUAAUUUUCAUAAGCUUCCAGGAUAAUUGUCAUCUUUCUUUUGUUAUUUUUUUCGAG
This is a messenger RNA of Durio zibethinus, 2825 nucleotides long. RefSeq names its product Pentatricopeptide repeat (PPR) superfamily protein. Gene Ontology annotation, molecular function: zinc ion binding; RNA binding; protein binding. Lineage: Eukaryota; Viridiplantae; Streptophyta; Magnoliopsida; Malvales; Malvaceae. The record is from RefSeq and is a predicted model, not a curated record. Gene Ontology annotation, biological process: RNA modification.